Messenger RNA from Apus apus (common swift), 3195 nucleotides. It is a transcript of the gene GPRC5C, whose product is annotated as G protein-coupled receptor class C group 5 member C. Gene Ontology annotation, molecular function: G protein-coupled receptor activity; protein kinase activator activity. The record is from RefSeq and is a predicted model, not a curated record. Gene Ontology annotation, cellular component: intracellular membrane-bounded organelle; extracellular exosome; signaling receptor complex. Bases 1152 to 2444 code for a protein of 430 amino acids. The transcript is spliced from 5 exons. Gene Ontology annotation, biological process: G protein-coupled receptor signaling pathway. NCBI's taxonomy places the organism in Eukaryota, Metazoa, Chordata, Aves, Apodiformes, Apodidae.
CUAGCCUGCCUGUCCCCAGCUGCCACCAGAGGGCAGGGACGGGACGCCCUGCGGAGCUGGCACAGCCUGGGAGAGGGAGCUGGCAACCGCAGCCCCUCUCCCCCCUUUCCCCAGCACUGCCCACCCUAAUUCCCUCUUAAAGUCCUUGGCAUAAUCCCCCACCCCAACAGACCAGCCUUUCCCUUCUAAUUCCCCAGGGUCAGGGCAGGGCGAUGCCCUGGGGGGCAGGGGAUGUCCAGGGGAUUUAGGGUGCCCCAGGCUGGGUACAGAGACCCCUUCCCCCCCCACUCCACCGAGCCUUGUCCGUGCCCGACACCGGGCUGGGAUAGGCCACGGCAUUUGUCCCGGUGCUUGUGAGAUGAGCCUCGACCCCCGGCACAUGGGGCUGACCCGCACCGGCACCGCUGUGUGCCCACCUGCCCGCCACGCAGCCGGGCCCCCGGCGGGGCUGCCUCACACCGGGUAGGAUCCGGCUCUGCCCGUACUCCCGGAGACAGGGUUAAAUCCCGAGCGGGUGGCGCGGGUGGUACCUGGGAGGUGCUCGCUUCAUUAAUUCUGGCAUGUGAGGAGAGCAGGACCGGGAAGAGAUUAGAUAUUAACCCGGCCAGCGCCUCCCGCCCGGCAGGCACCCCAAUCUGGGGGGCUUCCAGUGUCGGAUCCCACCCUGGGGCCCUUCGCGUGGGACCAGAGGGGCCACGGGACCGGGGGCUCGGCCGGCACGGGCAGGGUUUGGCAGGAGCUCCGGCACGGCUUGCGGCAGGCUGGGACGGCCGGUGCCCCCCCUUCACCAACCGGGGGUUAUUUACUUGGAGAAGGAGGUGGAAAUGUGCUGACCGCGUCCGCCGGCGGCGAGGGGCUCCGCUCUGGACAGAACCGGCUCGGGUGGAAAACAGCUCCCUGGCCCCAGCCGGAGCAGGGAGGCAGCUGGGAGGGCGAGGGGGGCCCCCAGGUACGGCCCCCCCCGGCUCCAGGUACGGCUCUGGCCUUGCCGAGGUGAGCUGCCGCGGCUGGCUGAGCAGAAACGCACCGGGGCUCGCUCGGUCGGCCGUGCCGGCCGUGCCAUCGUGCCAGCCGUGCCAGCCGCCUGGCCCUGCGGCUCCAGAGGAAAGCAUCCCUGGACACCCCACUUGGCACCCGCCCCGUGGUGCAGGAUGGGGGCUGCGGCGGUGCCACCGGUGGUCACCUGCCUGCUGCUGCUGGCCCUGCUUCCUGCAGCCGGUGGCCAGGGCACCCCUCCCUUGGGCUGUGGGAAGGAUCUCUCCUCCCUCUACUACAACCUCUGCAACCUCUCAGCAGCCUGGGGCAUCGUGCUGGAGGCCGUGGCCAGCCUCGGCAUAGUGACCAGCUUCGUGCUCACCAUCAUCCUGGUGGCCAGCCUGCCCUUUGUGCAGGACCCCCAGAAGAAGAGCCUGGUGGCCACACAGGUCUUCUUUCUUCUGGGCACUUUUGGGCUCUUCUGCCUGACGUUCGACUUCAUUGUGGGGCCAGAUUUCUCCACCUGCACCUCCCGCCGCUUCCUCUUUGGCGUCCUCUUCAGCAUCUGCUUCUCCUGCCUCCUGGCGCACGCCGUGGCCCUCAACUUCUUGGUGCGGAGGAACCGGGGCCCGCGGGGCUGGGUGACACUGGCAGUGGCCCUUCUCCUCACCUUGGUGGAGGUGAUCAUCAAUGCCGAGUGGCUCAUCAUCACAGUGGCACGGCAGGAGGGUGGCCCCCCAGACCCUUGCCAGCUGGCGGAUGCUGACUUCGUCAUGGCGCUCAUCUAUGUCAUGUUCCUGCUGGUGGCCACCUUCAGCACUGCCUGGCCAGCCCUCUGCGGCCGCUACGGCCACUGGCGCAAGCACAGUGCCUUCAUCCUGUCCACCACUGGCCUCUCCAUGGCCAUCUGGGUGGCGUGGAUGGCCAUGUACCUCUACGGCAACCAGCACGUGGGCGAGAAGCCCAGCUGGGAUGACCCCACGCUGGCCAUCGCGCUGGUGUCCAACGCCUACGCCUUCCUCCUCCUCUACGUCAUCCCUGAGGUGACACACGUGACACGGCGGAGCCCCGAGCAGGCCUUUGAGGACGACGUCUACCCCACACGUGGGGUGGGCUAUGAGACAAUCCUCAAGGAGCAGAAGUCACAGAGCAUGUUCGUGGAGAACAAAGCCUUCUCCAUGGAUGAGCCCUCCUUCGCCAAGAAGCCGGUGUCCCCGUACAGUGGCUACAAUGGGCAACUGCUGACCAGUGUCUACCAGCCCACCGAGAUGGCUCUGAUGCAGAAGGGGCCGAGUGAAGGUCCCUACGAUGUGAUCCUGCCCCGAGCCUCCACCAGCAGCCCGGGGACCGGCAGCGCCAGCUCCACGCUGCGAGCUGAGGACGUCUUCGCGGCACAGGCCCGGCACGCCGGCCUGCGGGAUGGCCGGGGCUGCCAGGUGCAGUCCCCAUAUGGCAGGAACCGGUGGUGAAGCCCCUGUGGCACAGGUCUGCAGUGCCAGCACAGCUGCCGUCCUGCUCCUGAGGUCUCGUCAAGCCUCAUCCCACCCCAGUGUCCAUCUCAGCCCAUCCAGCAGCUGGAGCCGGUUCCUGCACAGGGGACACUCGGAUGCGGUCCUGGAGCCACCAUCCCGUCCUGCCUGGCUGCAGCACCCACAAGCUGCCAGCUCUGCCCGGACCCUGCAUCCCCACUGCCAUCCCUGCCACAAGGAUCAGCUCCCAUGGGGCCACCCCAAGUUGUCCCAUCGCUGCUGUCAUGACACACAGAUGCCCCAUCUCCUCCAGGCCAGGGACCACCUGCUGCUGAGAAGCUGGGGGGACUUCUGCCUGGGGCUCCCCCCACACCAAGCCUCUGGUUUCAUGCUGACUCUCGCCUGCCGCGGGGACACCAGAGGCCCUGAGCCAAGACAGCACCAUCCUGCUGCAGGGCACAAGGUGACACAAAGCUCUCCCAAGCCCUGGCCCCCUCUGUGCCUCAGUUUCCCUGCUGGGGGGAGGGGGACUGCUCAGGGUCUGGGGGAUCAGUGCCUUGCUGGGAUUGGGGGUCUGGCCCCCAGUUUCUCCAGCCGCCUCCUCGGUGCCUUCCCCCACCUGGGGGCUCAUGGGUCCCCGCAGGGAGCAAGGGGGGAGCUGAGCCCCCCACCCUUAACGUGGCUUUCCCGAUUGCUCUUCCUCUUCCCCCUGUUUUUCAGGUCAGACCCAAUAAAGGUGGUUUUUCCUAGG